Molecule: messenger RNA, 273 nt
Organism: Anopheles maculipalpis
Lineage: Eukaryota; Metazoa; Arthropoda; Insecta; Diptera; Culicidae
Exons: 2
Coding region: 1-273 (90 amino acids)
Source: RefSeq, a predicted model, not a curated record
AUGCGUACAGGAAUGCAAUUGAUUACACUGUUCAGUGUAACGUUAGUGCUGCUACUAGCAUUUGCCGAGAUGGCAUCUUCUAACCCACUGUCACUAAAUUCGGAAUCGCGCCUGCAAGCCUAUGAAUUACCGUCGGCGAGCGGUGUUCAAUCCCGUAGUGCCAUGGUACAGACACUCACCUGCACAAAUCCAACCUGUUCUGCCCAGUGCCGUGGACGUGGCUAUCGCCGUGGAUCGUGCACGAUCGGUCGUUGCUUCUGUUCGUACGUGUAA